GCGGGACCCGGUGGUGGCAUGGCCGGAGCAGGCCGGCUGCAGCAGCGGCAGCAGCAGCAGCGGCAGCGGCAGCAGCAGCGUCAUGUGGGGCGGCCAGCCUAGCGGCCCCGGGGCGGCCGGCCGCUGGGACACCGCAGGCGGCGGCGCCGUGGUCGAGGCGCUCAAGGCGGCCGCCGCCGCCGGAGGCCCCGCAGGACCCCCUCCGCCGCCCCCGCCUCCGCCGCAACAAGGGGUGGCGGGCUCGGCGGGCGGCCAGGGCGUGCCGGGCCCGGCGUGCGGCGGCGGGCCCCCCUGUGGCGGUGGCGGCCCCCCGUGCGGCGGCGGGCCCCAGGGUCCGCCGGGAGACGUGGGCCAGCAGCACCCACUCUACCAGCAGCAGCAGAGCGCCUACGAGGACGCCCAGGGCCGCUGCUGCGCCGGGUGCGGGGCCAAGAUCCUCGACCGGUACCUGCUGCACGCGCUGGAUCGCUACUGGCACAACGGCUGCCUCAAGUGCUCCUGCUGCCAAGCCACGCUGGCCGACAUCGGCGCCUCCUGCUUCGCGAAGGCCGGCAUGAUCCUUUGCCGAAACGACUACAUCAGGUUGUUCGGCACGUCGGGUGCCUGCUCGGGCUGUGGCCAGAUGAUCCCGGCCAACGACUACGUGAUGCGGGCCGCGCAGAACGUCUACCACGUCAAGUGCUUCGCCUGCGUCAAGUGCCACAGCCAGCUGGUGCCUGGCGACCGGUACAACCUCGUCAACGGGAACGUGCUCUGUGAGCAGGACUGCCUCAAGAUGCUCAAGGGCUCCCCGGCCACAGUGCGCAAGGGCAAGGUGCGCGCCGCCAUCAAGGUCUGAUGACGACGCCUCUCCUCCACGCGCGGCCCGCUGCCGCCAGCGAGCGCGCACGCACCUCCUCCUCCUGCUCCCGGACUCCCAAGGCCCGCUCCCGACCCUCGCCCAGGACCGCGACCCACUGCAGCGUCUGCAUCCCGUGCUUCUUCAACCCGGGUCCCAGGGGGAGGCCACAGUCAACGGCGGCAGCAGCAGCAAAAUACACACCGGGGCUCCCCUGCCGCAGCUCUUCUAAUGCAUCCGUUUGACGUCACGCACCAGCUGUGUGAGGAAAGCGAAGGCCCGUGGGAGCAGCAGAACACCUCUCGGCAAGCCAUGUAGUCGAGUGCUAAGAGUUUUUCGAGUCUGAUUGCUAUCCACCGGGGGAAGAGUAUGUCAUCCAUACCGCGGACAAAGAAGGAAAAAACAAUUAUAGUAGGUUCAUUUACGACCAGCGGCAAGGCAUAGCAGUGGGUCGUAAGCGGAAUCAAUUUUUGAAUAAAGAAAUUCGGCGGUAGGUACCCUACUUUUUCAUCGAUGAGAAAGAUCACUGGUAGGCCACCUGAAGUUGUUGGGAACCGCGGAAAGAGGUUCCAGGGUUGACCUGUGGUAACAUCGGGGACGCAUACGUCGCUGCCGUUGGUGAAGGAGGACCUCGGGCGUUGUCCAUUGUCGGUUGCCGCCGCCGUCGUUCUGAGGCCGAGCGGCUUUGUCUGUUCGGGGUGGCCUGCAAUAAGAAUGCCAUCCGGCGGCUGUGCAGCGGGCGAAGCCGCCGACGGAAGCCGCGCACAAGAGGGAGGAGGAGAACCACUGCGACACGCCGGACUGCAGUUCUCGAAAGCAGCUGGAAAAAAAAAAGAAAGAAAACACCCCUUCAUCAGACAUCUACAAAACACUCUGAGCUUAUUAUUUCAUGCUUUCUUUUAUUGCUUUUCUCUUGGCCUCCUCCUUUGUUUUGUGGUGUGGAAACGAAAAGACGGUACAUCUUAUUCCUCGUGUACUUUUUUUGUACAUACGUCUUUACUUCUAUCGUGAGAUCUAAGAUCUGAUCCGUGCUUGUGAUGUCAAUCCAGCAGCGAGACAGGAAAUAUACACAAACGCCACUCCACUUGUCGCACGCGGCUAUAGCUCCAUUCUUUGUCUGACAAAGAUACAACUGGUUCGUCAAGAGUUCGCGUAGUCUGAACACUGAGACCGCUAUGCAACUACAAAAAGACAGGAAAGGAAAACACUAAGGCAGCGUCGGAUCCGAGGAUAAUGUUCGAUCACGUCAAGGUGGAACAUUUAAGGCUCGCUGGGGCGACAGUCGCGCUGUUCACUUCCUUCGGAAAAAGACUUGCUUGGUAUUCGCGUUCGCGUUGGCGCCGUGCAGAGAAGCCUACCCUACAUGCUAUACGGUCGGCCGUUCCCCCGUCGCGCAUUCUUGUAGGAGCCGACUGAUUUUUGAACGUGUCUCGUGGAGGAAUUGAGGGGGAGAGGGAGAAAAACACUUAUCAACAACACGCCUAAGCUUUCUUUCUGUGGGCCCGGCGCAUUUUGUCAUCCCAGCUACCCAUCACUUUUUCUUCUUCUUUCUUUACAAAAGUUACAUGUAGUUACAUGCGAUCGCGAUGUCCCGUGUGAGCGAACUUCGCUCACGCGACCACUUCGUAGUUCGAUGUCAGUAUUUUAUGUUUAGAGAAGGAGUGGUUGUAAUGUUUCGCUUGCAGAGCAAGGCACUGCAAUUUGUCCAAUCCAGGGGUUGGGGGCGGGGGAGGGGGGUGAUAAAAAUUCGGCCGACCUUUAAAAAAGUGAAACAACUGUUACCACGCGUUUUGUGCAAGAAGAGAGACAGGGGAAAAAAAAAAAGAAAGAUGCAACGGCAGAAGCAGUAAUUCAUCUCAUUGAAACGCACUGGCUUUUAUUUUAAUGCAUUUAGUUUUUUCUCUGACUUAAGCCUUGUAUAGCACCGUGACGUUUCCGCGUAACUUGUGCGCUCCCUCACCCAAAAACCAGAGGCGCUCUGGUUUCGACACGUUGCUCGGCCUGGCCGAGCCACCGCGACCUUCAUAGGCCGCAGGUGUUUGCCCUCCUCCCGUGCUAUAUAUAAAUAUACAUAUAUAUAAUAUACAUAAAGACAGGAAACAAUGAUCACGAUGCGCUCUUUCAAAAAGAGCGGCACACCAGACACACCACACACAUACAUGUGCGCGCGUCCACGCGCACAUUCACACACUCCGCGUUACACACUUGCGCAUUGCGCUACGCUUUUACACACAUAACAGAGCGAAGGAGCAACAGUUAUUGCUCCAAAGGCGGCUGGGGCAGGAGUUGAAAAAAAAGCAAUAUGGCCGAAAACAACAGUUGUCGCAUCUUGUGAAUACCGUGUGUGGAAGUGCAAAAAAAAAAAAAAAACGCGAUUCCUCAUUUUUAUAUAUAUAUGAUGUAUAUCGUCGCUGUUCUCUCACUUUUUUCAUUUGUUUCUUCUACGUCAUGAUUUUUUUUUAACUUCGUAGACCGUAUAAGUUUUUCUGUUCUAUCGCUGAUGGAACAGAUGAAUGAAAUAAUGAACUAAAACAAUGUGAUGACAAAAGCAGUGAUUCAAGCGUGCUCAUCCAGCCCCUGCAAAGCUUUAAAGAUGCUUGUUCAUGAGAAUUUUUUUUCCGCUUGAUUUAUUCGAAUUGUUUGGCCUUGAACCUCUUUGUCGUUUCUCCAACUCUUCGACGGCGACGAACUGAUGAUCUUCCUCCGCCUAUAGGAGGGCACAUGAAUGGCGACACCCUCCUCCCUCCUUUUCCUUCCGUCUGCAUCAUUGUUUAAAGACCACAGUCACUUUACUACUUUGUCCAAUGAUUAUUAUCGUCUCUCAUUGCUACUUUGAAUCUGCUUUCUUUUUUUUUUUUUGUCUCAUUGUGUCCUUUAUUUAAGAAGAGGCAGCCACCAGUUUUUUAUUGUCUUCCUUCUCGCCUUUUUUUUUUUUUUGGCAUUUGUGAUGUCAUUAUAUAAAUAUAUAUAAAUAAAACAUUUUAUUUGAAAUAAAAGGUUCGACUGCUGUGUAA
This is a messenger RNA of Rhipicephalus sanguineus (brown dog tick), 3852 nucleotides long. RefSeq names its product LIM domain only protein 3. The record is from RefSeq and is a predicted model, not a curated record. The transcript is spliced from 3 exons. Bases 83 to 838 code for a protein of 251 amino acids. NCBI's taxonomy places the organism in Eukaryota, Metazoa, Arthropoda, Arachnida, Ixodida, Ixodidae.